Molecule: messenger RNA, 2398 nt
Organism: Anopheles stephensi (Asian malaria mosquito)
Lineage: Eukaryota; Metazoa; Arthropoda; Insecta; Diptera; Culicidae
Gene: CSN3
Product: COP9 signalosome complex subunit 3
Exons: 6
Coding region: 497-1864 (455 amino acids)
Biological process (GO): ubiquitin-dependent protein catabolic process
Cellular component (GO): COP9 signalosome
Source: RefSeq, a predicted model, not a curated record
CUGUUGACAUUUGUUCUCUUCCACUCGUCCUCGGAAACACACAAUCGCGUUUUGCCGACACAAAAUCGCUUGUGCGAAGGAGAAAAAAGCCAUCCUUGUUCGGUAAUACUGAGGCUCUGUGAUACUUCUGGCCCCGUUCGUCAGCAUCUCGCAAAGGUUGGCCAAUCAGCCAAACAAGAAAGCGCAGCCAACCGAGUGUUGAUUGCCAGCUGCAGCACGGUACGUACGGCAUCGGGGGAACCGGGACGGAAGUUUUGGCCCAUCGUCGAACACCGCGUACCAAGCAGACACAACAGGGCAUGGUCAUGUCCGUACGGUGGUGCUGAAACACGGAGCUGGCAUCGAAAGGAACAUCGAGCGUGCGGAUUGUUUCAUCCGUUUCUACCGAAGAACGAGCUUAUCUAGCGAAACUCGAAACGGCCAUUCUCCAUUCGGUUGCAGCGUUGCAUAGCAGUUCAGCCUGUACCAGCCUGAACACGGGCGUGUGUUGUAAACAAUGGCCUCCCCGCUAGAGUAUUAUGUUAAUUUUGUCCGCACACAGAGUAGUGCAGGCAACUUUCGCGAGCUGGUGGCAUAUUUAAUCGAUUCGGUCGAGCUGGUGACGAAGAAUGGCAACAUUCUGGACAAUGUGAUGGAAACGUUAGAUAUUCAGCAGCACUCGUUGGGCUACCUGUUUGUGCUAUCGGCCAAGUUUAACGAUUCGAGUGUAAGCGGCAGAAAGAGUUUCUGUUUGUGCGAGAGCUUGCUAAUCCUCGGUAACUCUUCUCACCCACAGAAUGUCGACGACACAGAAAAUGUGCUACGCAGUGUGCGGGAAUUCAUCAGCUCCUGCGAUGCGGAACAGGUGCGAUUCGCACCGCAAGUUUAUUACGAGCUCUGCCACCAUCUGACGACGGCGCUGGUAAAAAACAAACAACACAUCAUCCAGGGUAUACAUGUGCUGGUGCUGGCGCUGGAGAAGAUACGGCUGCACAGCAACCAGCUAACACCCAUCCACGCCGACCUCUGUCAGCUGUGCCUGUGCGCGAAGGUGUUCAAUCCGGCGAUACGCCUGCUGGACUGCGACAUUGCCACGAUCGCCACCACCGACGAUAACUACGCGGACACGAAGUACUUCCUGCUGUACUACUACUACGGUGGCAUGAUCUACACGGCGGUGAAGAACUACGAGCGGGCGCUGUACUUUUUCGAGGUGGCCGUCUCGACGCCCGCCCUCGCGAUGUCGCACAUUAUGCUCGAAUCGUACAAGAAGUACAUCCUGGUGUCGCUCAUCCUGCACGGUAAGGUGCUACCCAUACCGAAGUACUCGUCGCAGGUGAUUACGCGGUUUAUGAAGCCGCUCAGCCACGCGUACCACGAUCUGUCCAGUGCGUACAACACCUCGUCACCGGACGAGGUGCGAAAUGUGGUGAACAAGUUCCGGGACACGUUCCAGCGGGACACGAACAUGGGCCUGGUGAAGCAGGUCGUCGCCUCGCUGUACAAGAAGAACAUCCAGCGAUUGACGAAAACGUUCCUGACGCUGUCGCUGGCCGAUGUGGCCAGCCGGGUGCAGCUGAGCGGGCCGGCCGAAGCGGAGACAUAUAUUCUCAAUAUGAUCAAAUCCGGCGAGAUAUUUGCCACGAUCAAUCAAAAGGAUGGCAUGGUCGUGUUUAAGGAUGAUCCCCAGGAGUACAACGACCAGGAUGUGUUCGAAAUGGUGCAGCAACAGAUAGGCUUAGUGAUGGGGCUGAACAAGCAAAUUCUUAAGAUGGACGAGGAGAUAAUGCUCAACCCAGUGUUUGUUAAAAAAUCGUUUGGCAACCAGGAAGACGAUGGGAUUGGUUGCAAUUCGAAGGUUUAUAGUAGUGAUCCAACGGAAUAAAUUGUUGAUUAUGUAAAAAAAAACACACACACAAAACCAAUCCCGACAUAAACGAGAUAAAUGGCUCCGAGCAGUAAGGAGGGCACAAGCAACGGCAGGAACAUGGAAAUGGUAUGGAUCCCAACGAAUCGAACUGAUAAACUUAAAACGGCCGAAAAUGAAGUCGCUGAAGCGGAACGAAGCAAGCGCAGGGAAAUGCGAUAACGCUUCUCACAGAGAGAAAACCCGCUUUUGGGGAGGGAGAAUUGUGACAAAACAAUUUCACCACCACCAUUUCAUUGAGCAAACAUUAAUUUCAAUUUUCCUUUAUCAUAACCGUUCAGUGGUUUCGACCUGAUGCAGGCACAAGACGUGAACAAGAGAGCGUAGUAAAACAACGGAAAGCUUCCCAUUGAAUUGUCGUCACCCUCUUUCCAUCUCUCUGUGAGGACAUUGGGUGGGUGAAAAAGUUUGCGACGAAAGGUUGGUUAAGCAGAAGCGAAGUAAAAUGAGUGUAAUAAAAGGGAGUAGCCGGAAGUGAGAAUGUGAAGCCUA